Messenger RNA from Cladocopium goreaui, 216 nucleotides. The record is from the annotation of a GenBank genome assembly. NCBI's taxonomy places the organism in Eukaryota, Dinophyceae, Suessiales, Symbiodiniaceae.
AUGAAUCGAGGGUGUGAAAAUUUGCUGCUAAAAGCAGCUGAAGAGCAUAGCCAUCGAAUCGGAUGGAAAUGCAACCAAACAUACCUCAGUGUCCUGAAGGCGAAUGAGCGAGCCCGGGGGUGCUAUGCCAAAGCUGGAUUCAAACUCGAAUCAAGCAGAAACGCGUAUUGGGGAAAGAAGGAACACAGCGGAUCAGAGUGGCAGAAGAUGAAGAAG